Molecule: messenger RNA, 1805 nt
Organism: Ectocarpus siliculosus
Lineage: Eukaryota; Phaeophyceae; Ectocarpales; Ectocarpaceae
Source: the annotation of a GenBank genome assembly
AUGGCAGCGAACCUGCUUCUCACAGGCGAGCUAGAGGCCUUCUUCGACAAGAGUUCUGACGGGGUGCGGCGUCAAGCACCCGGUACGUCAACUCAAGAGAGCGCUCCUGCCGCUGCCACCCCCAACAACACCGCCAGCAGUGCGCAGGGAAAUCCCUUCGAGGAGGCCCUGACGAGAUUGGCUGGAGCGGCAUCGACGUGCGGGACCGAGCCUUUGAUCUACGUCCGACGCGCCGACGUUGCGGCCAUCGUGGACGCCCUCAUGGACGUCGUGCGAACCCCGGCAGGGCCUACUGUUACUUCGCCGGCGUUUGCCCGCCUCAAUCUCGUUCGGCGGUCUGGGAGGAAGGAUUCCAGAGGUGGCCGAAGGGCUCUCUCGCCUGUGCGUCGCGGAGAGCGGGCCGCAUUGGCGUUCCAUCGUGGCAGACCCGGAAGGGGUGACGGCGGCGGCGGGGGCGGUGGCGAAGACAGCGGUGGGCGCCGGGCCGUGUCCGCCAGCCCUUCUCUGUCCCGGGGAGCACCAACGAUAGCACCUUCGGGCUUCCCUUCGGUCGGUAACAUGUGGGUGACCGCGAGGACGAGAGGCGUACAUCUGGCAAGCUGCGGCAAAGAGAAGCUGAAGGAGAGUCUUCAAACCCCAAUCAGACGGGAAUAAGAAAUGGUGUGGAGCGUUGCCGGAGGUUGAACAACAAUUUAGGGCUGCUGAUGCCGACGGUGCGGCUAUCGAGGUACAGGCUCUAUGUGGGCACGCGGAAGUUGGCCGAAAAAUCAUAACUCACACCCAGAUGCCAUUGUGAUGGCACAAGGGCAGGGUGGCACAAUAUCAGGGAACAGGUCGGUCCACGCGGAGGUCGAUGGCAGCCACCAUGGGUAUCGCAUCGACGGCAAUGGGCCUGACAGGCAAAGCCGUGUACGAGGCAUGUUUCUCGGAGGGCGACAAUAGGGGCGCCGCCGUAGUCGCGGAGAACUUCAAAGACCAGCACGAGCGGAUAACCAUUUCCCGGUGUGGCUUCAAGUGCAACAAAACGUGUUUUUUGAUAAGGAAGCAACAAGAACGCGGCGCCCGUGAAAAGUUGUACUACCUCUCAGCCCCGCUGACGGUUUGGUCUAUCUCCGAGCGACGGAAGCUUGUUUUUUCACGGUUUUGGUGAGAUUAGAAUGUAUUGGAAUGUAUCCAGGUGAUGUUUGGAGUCGUGGGGAAGUCAAGAUGUGCGUUGGACCCCUCGUCUAUGUAUUUUCUGUUUAGUAUCACGCCAUAUGCGUGGUUGUGCAAAGAUCACGCGUAUGCUGCGUUCUUUUUAUCGUUGUAACGAACAAUUUAGGGACAAUUAUUCAACCACAUACACAAAGAGACCUGACUCGUUGGCAUUCGGAUUGCUUGGAGGUACUGUUGGCCGCUUUGCAGUCGUUCAUGGAGGGGGAAACGAUGGAUGGGACGCAUGAUCGUGUACGUCAGGUAGUAAAAUUUAGAGACCAUCUGUAUUUUGCAUAUACGUAUAUUUACUUCCUUUAGUCCUUUCGCAUCUUGGAAUGCAGUUUUGCUGGUGUGUACACACACCACACUGUAGGAACAGAGGAUGUGGAGGGCAUACAUACCUAUUUUUUUCGGAAUAUGCUUGGAGGCAUAUUUUCAUAUCUACGUGCAUGUGCUAUUUUAGUACGUUUUCUUCACGAAAGGGUGGUCGGUUAACUCGUUUACAUGUUGGUGCGCGCGGGGGUUGCACACGUUUGUUCAACACUCGUCAUCGUCGCUUGAUUUCAUGCACAUACAUGCUUUUUUUUUGGGGGGGGGGGGGGCACCAGGUU